UGCACAGUAUUGUCUUUUAUCGAUGGCGGUUAUGAUAUCGUUUAGGACCUUGAGUGUGUCUGAGGUGCACCCAUGACCCGCUCAGAAACCAGAUGGCAUAGCAGAGAAGGUGUGGUGGGAUUCGAAAUUGUGUGAUCUGUGAUCUGUUUGUUAACUUGGCUUUCGAAGAUUUUAGAAAGGCAGGGUAGGAUAGAUAUAGGUCUGUAACAGUUUGGGUCUAGAGUGUCUCCCCAUUUGAAGAGGGUGAUGACCGUGGCAGCUUUCCAAUCUUUAGGGAUCUCAGAUGAUACGAAAGAAAGUUUGAACAGGCUAGUCAUAAGGGUUGCAACAAUUGCGGAGGAAAAGUUUAGAAAGAGAGGGUCCAGAUUGUUUAGCCCAGCUGAUUUGUAGGGAUCCAUAUUUUGCAGCUCUUUAAGAACAUCAGCUAUCUGGAUUUGGGUGAAGGAGAAAUGGGGGAGGCCUGGGCAAGUUGCUGUGGGGGGUGCAGAUGUCACGGCCAUCUUCCUGGAAGGAAUAAGUGGACCAAAGUGCAGCGUGGCGUAUGUUUCCGAGCUGCAGAGUCACUGUGACAGGGUUGAAUCCUCAGGCUAAGUAUGUGUUGAUGAUGGACAUGGUCUCGUUUGAUGACGACAAAUACAAGUGGAGCAGGGAUCGCUGGGAAGUGAGUGGUAUGACCGAGUCACAUCUUCCCAACCGCUUCUUCAUCCACCCAGACUCUCCCUCCCUGGGGGAGAGGUGGAUGCAAUACCCCGUCUCGUUCCACAAGCUCAAACUCACCAACAACACCCUCAACUCCAGUGGCCUGGUGGUUCUUCACUCCAUGCAUAAGUACCAGCCCCGUCUGCACAUCGUCCAAUCUCCAGACCCCUACAACCCUCUGUCAGGGGGCUACCUGCGCUUUACCUUCCCUGAGGCAGCCUUCAUAGCUGUCACUGCCUACCAGAACUCAGAGAUAACAAAGCUCAAGAUAGACAACAACCCCUUUGCAAAAGGAUUUCGUGACAAUGGGCUGAACAGAAAAAGGUUCAGAGAAAAGGAAGGUCAGAGCUCCGAAAAACUAAAUGAAAGACAACUCCAGAUGGAAUUGAAAUCUUCAAAUGGAUCCAGACCAGUGGAGUCAGAUGAUGAGGCUGAUGUCAUCGUCUCAAGCUCUAGCUCAGUGAAUUCUUAUGGUGCAGCAGAAUCCAGGACUGAUUACAUCACGUCUCUCUCUGCUGCACAUAACCCCUUAAUCUCUGCCUUCAUGAACUGGGGGGCUGCGGCUGCAGCCCUGCCCUGUGGCCAGGAGGGAUGGGGGGUCCAGGACACAAUGACCCACAACACCCACACAUACAACACACUUACUACCAGGGACUAUGGCAGCCCUGGGCAGCAUAACGAAGCCAGGCAUACUGGUUUAUCAAACGUUGCUUCUCCUCUCUUCCUCCCACACCCUCCACUGGGCCAGACUCACCACCUAGGGUCUGUUGGCUUCAGAAGGCCCCAGGCGCAGAGCAGGAAACCAGUGGGGCCUCACCCACUUCACCACCGAGGAGGUCCAAGUGGUCCAGCACCAGAACUCUCCCAUAGCCACAGCCACACAUCAGACCACCAGCCUCAGCAGCAGCAGCCACAGCCCCAUCAGGCUGAGUUUGACUACCCUCUCCCCCUGCCCCCAAAGGUCAGCAGGAUGCACCUAACUGAGAGUGCCCUGCGUAGCCUGGAGAAGAGCCCCUCCCCCUCGGUGUCCGGCAGCCCUUGGUCCCUCACCGACAUGCUCAACAGGAUCCAAAGCAGGGAAGGGUUUGGGAUCAACUCAGUGAGCCUCCAGGGGAAGCUGCUCUAUGCCCAGACCCAGUAUGAGAGGCGAGGCCUGGAGCUGGGGGUGAACAAGGAGCUCCGGCCACCACAGCCCAAUCCACCACUACCUGAUGAUGAGCCAGAGUACCUGCCUCUCCACAACAUGAUGCGCUACCACCAGAACAGCUUGAUUGGCUCUGCUGGGCUGCUAAGAGACAACUAUGUGGACCCUAGAGUGCCCUCCUGUAAGUCACCUAUACUCAACCUAUAAGUGAUCUCUUGUUCAGUAAACACAACAGGUCAGGUAGACAUGAACAUUUUCCCCCACAUGUGGACAUCUAGCAACAUCCCUGGGUACACUUGAGGCAAAUUAAUAUGCAAUAUUGAUUCAUGUAUAGUUAAUUUCUCUUUGCUAUGUUAGACAUUGCAAAAAAAAUCCAUAUUUUUCAGUUGUAAAAUAGGGAAGUGGUUUGCUAGGAUAAGGAACUGGGGACUCUUUUGCCCUGACAUUAGAUGUUUUAUCAUUUGUAAGGGGAGCUAACAACUAUGCAAUAGAUUUGCAUGUCUUAACCAUCAACAUGUUUCCCCACUUUCUUGGGACAUUGUAAUUAACAGUAAAUAAUGAGUGAGAUUAUAUGUGAGAUGUGAAUGCAGAAGGGCAGUGGUUAAUCAAACAUACAAAAUAGUUUUGUUUGUUUUGAUGUUAAGGCUGAUAACAUUAGCCAUAUCCAUACUGUAUGUGUCGUUGUCAUGCUAGACAAGUUGGCUACAGCACGUACAGCAUAAGAGUUAUGGGACGAGGAUAAUGUAACAGGCCACUGGUAACUGAUUCUCUGAAAGAAUACUGAGGAAACUGUAUGAGGUGGCAGAAUAUUUAUUACAGGGAAGUGAAUCAUACUUUGCAACAGCAAGACUGGAGGAUAUGAGGGUCACAUGUUCACAUGCUGAAAUAUCCAUUUGGGACCAGUUUUCCAGUAGUAUGUAAUGUAACAAUCUACAUAAAUCCAAAAUAGACAAAUUCACAUAAACACAUUUAUUAAGUUUGAAUAGAUAUUGUAUAUUUCAAUAAUGUGCAAUCUUUUUUUAAAUAUAAAUACACUGUAUUCUGAAAGUAUUCAGACCCGGUUAUACAUGUGUGCAAAUUUACAACAAUAAAAACUGAAAUAUCACAUUUACUUAAGCAUUCAGACCCUUUACUCGGUACUUUGUUGAAACACCUUUGGCAGCGAUUACUGCCUCGAGUCUUCUUAUGUAUGGACGCUACAAGCUUAGCACACCUGUACUUGGGGAGUUUCUCCCAUUCUUCUCUGUAGAUCCUCUCAAGCUCUGACAGGUUGAAUGGGGAGCGUCGCUGCACAUCUGUUUUCAGAUCUCUCCAGGGAUUUUCGAUCGCGUUCAAGUCCGAGCUCUGGCUGGGCCACUCAAGGACAUUCAGAGACUAGUCCCGAAGCCACUCCUGCGUUGUCUUGGCUGUGUGCUUACGGUCAUUGUCCUAUUGGAAGGUGAACCUGAGGUCUGAGGUCCUGAGCACUCUGGAGCAGAUUUUCAUCAAGGAUCGCUUUGUACUUUGCUCUGUUCA
Molecule: messenger RNA, 3358 nt
Organism: Oncorhynchus keta (chum salmon)
Lineage: Eukaryota; Metazoa; Chordata; Actinopteri; Salmoniformes; Salmonidae
Gene: tbx16l
Product: T-box transcription factor 16, like
Exons: 8
Coding region: 542-2050 (502 amino acids)
Biological process (GO): heart looping; positive regulation of DNA-templated transcription; cell fate specification
Cellular component (GO): nucleus
Molecular function (GO): RNA polymerase II cis-regulatory region sequence-specific DNA binding; DNA-binding transcription factor activity, RNA polymerase II-specific
Source: RefSeq, a predicted model, not a curated record